Molecule: messenger RNA, 2928 nt
Organism: Onychostruthus taczanowskii (white-rumped snowfinch)
Lineage: Eukaryota; Metazoa; Chordata; Aves; Passeriformes; Passeridae
Product: sodium/potassium-transporting ATPase subunit alpha-2-like
Exons: 20
Coding region: 41-2884 (947 amino acids)
Biological process (GO): sodium ion export across plasma membrane; potassium ion import across plasma membrane; intracellular sodium ion homeostasis
Cellular component (GO): membrane
Molecular function (GO): ATP binding; ATP hydrolysis activity; P-type sodium:potassium-exchanging transporter activity
Source: RefSeq, a predicted model, not a curated record
GCCCGGUGCCCGGUGCCCGCCGCCCCCCCCCGCUCCGACGAUGCCGGUGGCCACGGUGACGCCGGUGCUGGCCGUGACCUCCACGCCCACGGCCGGCCGCGAGUACUCGCCCGCGGCCACCACGUCCGAGAAUGGCGGCGGGAAGAGGAAGCAGAAGGAGAAGGAGCUGGACGAGCUGAAGAAGGAGGUGAACCUGGAUGACCACAAACUGUCCCUGGAUGAGCUGGGCAGGAAGUACCAGGUGGACCUGUCCCGGGUGAGAUGUCCCCGUGUCCCUGUGUCCCCAUGUCCCUGUGUCCCCAUGUCCCUGGUGGGGCAUCACGGUGCCCCCCCCCGGUGCCAGCUGUACCUGGGGGUGGUCCUGGCCGCCGUUGUCAUCGUCACCGGCUGCUUCUCCUACUACCAAGAGGCCAAGAGCUCCAAGAUCAUGGACUCCUUCAAGAACAUGGUGCCCCAGCAAGCGCUGGUGAUCCGCGAGGGCGAGAAGAUCCAGAUCAACGCCGAGAACGUCGUGGUGGGCGACCUGGUGGAGGUGAAGGGCGGCGACAGGGUGCCCGCCGACAUGAGGAUCAUCUCCUCCCACGGCUGCAAGGUGGAUAACUCCUCCCUGACGGGCGAGUCGGAGCCGCAGACGCGCUCCCCGGAGUUCACGCACGAGAACCCGCUGGAGACGCGCAACAUCUGCUUCUUCUCCACCAACUGCGUCGAAGGGACCGCGCGUGGCAUCGUCAUCUCCACGGGGGACCGCACGGUGAUGGGCAGGAUCGCCUCGCUGGCCUCGGGGCUGGAGGUGGGCCGGACCCCCAUCGCCAUGGAGAUCGAGCACUUCAUCCGCCUCAUCACCGGCGUCGCCGUCUUCCUCGGCCUCUCCUUCUUCAUCCUCUCGCUCAUCCUCGGCUACACCUGGCUGGAGGCCGUCAUCUUCCUCAUCGGCAUCAUCGUGGCCAACGUGCCCGAGGGGCUGCUGGCCACCGUCACGGUGUGCCUGACCCUCACUGCCAAGCGCAUGGCCCGCAAGAACUGCCUGGUGAAGAACCUGGAGGCCGUGGAGACGCUGGGCUCCACCUCCACCAUCUGCUCAGACAAGACGGGCACGCUGACCCAGAACCGCAUGACCGUGGCCCACAUGUGGUUCGACAACCAGAUCCACGAGGCCGACACCACCGAGGACCAGUCCGAUGGGGAACUGGGGGCACGGGAGGCACUGGGAUGGGGCACUGGGAUGGGCACUGGGAGCACUGGGCCGUGUGUGCGACCCUGGGGUGACCCCGGGCUGGCUCUGGGUGACCCCACGCUGACCGUGCCACGUCCCCCCACUGUCCCCUGUCCGUCCCGUGUCCAGCUGUCCAUCCACGAGCGCGAGGAGGACCCCCAGGGCUACCUGCUGGUGAUGAAGGGAGCCCCCGAGCGCAUCCUGGACCGCUGCUCCCGCAUCCUCCUGCAGGGCCAGGAGCAGCCCCUGGACCAGGAGAUGCGCGAGGCCUUCCAGAACGCCUACCUGGAGCUGGGGGGGCUCGGGGAGAGGGUCCUGGGGUUCUGUCACCUGUACCUGCCCCCGGACAAGUUCCCCCGCGGGUUCCGUUUCGACGCGGACGAGGUGAAUUUCCCCACCAGCGACCUUUGCUUCGUGGGGCUCAUGUCCAUGAUCGACCCCCCCCGCGCCGCCGUGCCCGACGCCGUGGGCAAGUGCCGGAGUGCCGGCAUCAAGGUGAUCAUGGUGACCGGGGACCACCCGAUCACGGCCAAGGCCAUCGCCAAGGGCGUGGGGAUCAUCUCCGAGGGCAACGAGACCGUGGAGGACAUCGCGGCACGGCUCAACAUCCCCGUCAGCCAGGUGAACCCCAGGGAGGCCAAGGCGUGCGUGGUGCACGGCUCGGACCUGAAGGACAUGAGCUCGGAGCAGCUGGACGAGAUCCUGCGCAACCACACCGAGAUCGUCUUCGCCCGCACGUCCCCCCAGCAGAAGCUGAUCAUCGUCGAGGGCUGCCAGCGGCAGGGCGCCAUCGUGGCGGUGACGGGUGACGGGGUGAAUGACUCGCCGGCGCUGAAGAAGGCGGACAUCGGGAUCGCCAUGGGCAUCGCGGGCUCGGACGUGUCCAAGCAGGCGGCCGACAUGAUCCUGCUGGACGACAACUUCGCCUCCAUCGUCACCGGCGUCGAGGAAGGCCGCCUGAUCUUCGACAACCUGAAGAAGUCGAUCGCCUACACGCUGACCAGCAACAUCCCCGAGAUCACCCCGUUCCUGCUCUUCAUCAUCGCCAACAUCCCGCUGCCCCUGGGCACCGUCACCAUCCUCUGCAUCGACCUGGGCACCGACAUGGUCCCCGCCAUCUCCUUGGCCUACGAGGCGGCCGAGAGCGACAUCAUGAAACGGCAACCGCGGAACCCGCGGAGCGACAAACUGGUCAACGAGCGGCUCAUCAGCAUGGCCUACGGCCAGAUCGGGAUGAUCCAGGCUCUGGGCGGGUUCUUCACCUACUUCGUGAUCCUGGCGGAGAACGGCUUCCUGCCGGGGACGCUGCUCGGGAUCCGCCUGGCCUGGGACGACCGCUCCAAGAACGACCUGGAGGAUUCCUACGGACAGGAGUGGACGUACGAGCAGCGCAAGGUGGUGGAGUUCACGUGCCACACGGCGUUCUUCGCCAGCAUCGUCGUGGUGCAGUGGGCGGAUCUCAUCAUCUGCAAGACGCGCCGCAACUCCGUCUUCCAGCAGGGCAUGAAGCAUGAACUGGGGACCAAAACAACCGGGGUUUUUUUGCCCAGGGUCACCUGGUGGUUCUGUGCCUUCCCCUAUUCCCUGCUGAUUUUCGCCUACGAUGAGGUGAGGAAACUGAUCCUGAGGCGCUACCCCGGAGGCUGGGUGGAGAAGGAAACCUAUUACUGAUCCCCUCCCCCUCUUUUGGGACCCCCCGAGCCCCUCCCGCACCC